GCUGAGCCGGCGGUCCGCGAGCAGCGAUCUGUCUGUCGACUCUGCAGUACCACCCACGGCGCUCGGCACGUGUGACCUGACCUGACCUGACCCGACCUAACGGCGAUGGGUCCGCCGAUGGUGUACGGCCGGAUCCAGGCGUAUCCGGCCGACUGUGGCCAGCUGUGGGACCUCACAAACACCGAGUACGGUCUCUACGGCGGAUACGGCUGGGAGCAGCCCGACCUGAUCGGACUGCACGACCUGUGGAGCGCCCAGCCGAGACUCGCCGCGUCGUGUAUGAUCCAACACAGUGGUGUGCCACGCUCGGGCCCGCUGCAGCCGCAGCCCGCCAAGAAGCUGCGUCGACGGGUGGCGUCGAUGGCACAGAGGAGGGCCGCUAACAUCCGGGAGCGGCGCCGCAUGCUCAGCCUCAACGAGGCCUUCGACAGGCUGAGGAGAAAGGUGCCGACGUUUGCGUACGAGAAGCGACUCUCGCGAAUCGAGACGCUGCGACUGGCCAUCACAUACAUCGCCUUCAUGGCCGAGCUGCUGAGCGGACCUCAGGAGGGCAGUGACCAACACCUGGGCUGCCGGCCGCUGGCCGCCCCCUGCUACCCCUGCCCACCCGGCGUGCCCUUCAGUCAGCUGCGCUCCAUCUGAGCAGCACUUUAGCGGAGAACGGUGAUCUUUGAGGGAAUCUUUGGUCACCGCCAUACACUUAUACACUAUAUGGCUGUUAGUCUUUGUGUAAUGCUCGCGUAAGUUCUCAGAGGCUUGAUUUUUGCUUAUUGAUGUGUGUUUAAUGAAAUGUGUGUUGCGUACGACACUGACUAGUCUGGUAAUCUCUCCUCGGCGGAUACUAAUGUCCGUUUUAAUUUUAGGUAAGAUCUUCAAAUCGACCCUAAACGUCAGUGGAAAUUGCUGGACGUGACAUACCAAGUGAAUGUGUUGCAGAUGGUAGAGCAACUGUACAAUGUCUUCCAACGUCUUCCAUGAACGUGUUCACCCUUCGACGCUGUGUCGCUCUCUAUACGUAAGCAGCAGGAUAAGGAUACUAAUGGAUUGUGUGUAUCUACGUGGCCCGUGGCGUGGUGUUUUAUGUCGCCUGCCUCUUAGUUAUUGUUAUGCAAAUUAUGCUGAAUAUUUUGAACGUUUUAUUGAGCCUCCGUUUACGCUAAGAAUAUUCAGCAGAAUUAAGUGUUGCAUACCAUGCAUUUACAGGAAUACAUGGGUAUAUGGAGAACAAAACAAA
Amphibalanus amphitrite is the source of this 1234-nucleotide messenger RNA. Its product is annotated as helix-loop-helix protein 1-like. Gene Ontology annotation, biological process: developmental process; regulation of transcription by RNA polymerase II. Bases 106 to 642 code for a protein of 178 amino acids. The record is from RefSeq and is a predicted model, not a curated record. Lineage: Eukaryota; Metazoa; Arthropoda; Thecostraca; Balanomorpha; Balanidae. The transcript is spliced from 3 exons. Gene Ontology annotation, molecular function: protein dimerization activity; DNA-binding transcription factor activity, RNA polymerase II-specific; RNA polymerase II transcription regulatory region sequence-specific DNA binding.